Molecule: messenger RNA, 5840 nt
Organism: Cheilinus undulatus (humphead wrasse)
Lineage: Eukaryota; Metazoa; Chordata; Actinopteri; Labriformes; Labridae
Product: xin actin-binding repeat-containing protein 1
Exons: 8
Coding region: 65-5530 (1821 amino acids)
Biological process (GO): actin filament organization; actin cytoskeleton organization
Cellular component (GO): focal adhesion; stress fiber
Molecular function (GO): actin filament binding
Source: RefSeq, a predicted model, not a curated record
GUCACAGGGAGCAGACUCCAGCUGACCGAUCUAAAAGUUAAUUUUGUUGUUUGCAAAGCCUGAAAUGGAGUGGAAGAGCAAUCUGAGGCGUGCCGAGUCACUGAAGAGUGUCCCAUCAUCAUGUGACAAGCCCAUCUGGACAGAGGCAGGGUUGCGUGACAAGAAAACAUCUGUGUCUCAGCUUGUUUCCAGGUAUCAAACUACAGUGGUAGUGACUACUUCUAUUCGAGAAACUACAGUAAAUGAUAGUGAAGCCAAGCCAAAGCAGAUAACAUCAACUAAUCUGGAGGCUCUGAUUUUGAGAAAUGAAGAGCGGGAACGCACUCGAGCCAAAACCAGUUUGACCCGCAGUAAGUCAAUGGGGAGUCUCCAAAACACCACCAAGUCCAUAGAGAGCCUAAAAGCUCUGUUUGAGUCAACGUCUUCCAAACAAAACAAUUCAAAGAGCAGCUUCAGAGACAGGAGCAUCAUAUCAACUUACAAAGCAGCAGACAUCAUGCCUGUGAUGAACGGAAACUCUGAAGAGGUGAAAAACUCAGCAGAGGAACCAAAGGCCAACAUUUCUGCUGACACUCCAGAUAAUGAUGCUAAAAACAAUGCAAAGGGAGAUGAAGUGAGUCAAAAGGUGGUGAGUCAGACCUAUACAGAGAAAAGUCAGACCCGUACAGAGAGAAGGAAAACAAUAGGUGGCAUCGAUUUUGAAAAACUUGCUGCCUCUCAAGCUGAUGAAACGAGGAGGUCAAUUGCAGAUUUCAGAGAUAGCUCCUUCAACCAAACCAAGGAUUCACUGGGUGUUUCUGUCAAGGCUAUGUCUGCUCUCUAUCUGUCCAAGGUAGCACCUCAGGGAUCAGACCGCAGCCUUUUAAAACAGGCACAAGAUCAAUCAUCUGCAUCUGGGAAAAGAGUGAAAAUAACCAAGAUGGCUGAAGAGCCUGAACAGAGGACUGAUGACCUCCAUUCACCUUCAUCAGUAAGGCAUCAACAAGGACCAGAGGACAUCUGUGGGGUGCCUUCCCUAAAGCCAAUACCGACCCAUCUCUCCAAAGAAGAGUUAUACGAACAGCGGCAGAAAUGUGAGCUUAAGAGGCUCCUGAAGCACACUCACCCAGAGCUAAAGAUGUUGGAUGAAGUUGUGGAUGAGGAACUUGCUGAAGUUUUGGGCUCAGAGAGCGGGGUGACAGCUGAUGAAACUGGAUACGAGGGAGAGGUCCAGUCAAGACGCUUGUUAUUUGAGAACUGCGCACUGAGUAGCAAAGUAUCUCCUUACACCCACAAAAUGCACAUGGCAGAAAGGAUAACGGAUGGAGGGAACAUCAGUAAAACACCAACUGUGUUUCAGAGACAAGGUGAGAACACAAGUGUUCAAGGAACCAGCGAAGAUGACAGAAUGCUUGGUGCUAAUCAGGAUACUAAGGAGGAGUUUGAGGAAGAGAUAAGAAUAGAUGUACAGGCUGCCAGACGGAAGUUUGAGAACCAGUCUGCUGUCAGCACAUCCACAGAUCAAGAUAAAAAGCACCAAAGGAAGGUUUCUGGUUAUUGGGAUGGGACAAGAAAAGUCCAAAAACAAGAGUGUAGAAAAGAAAAGCUAAACAGCCAAAACAAAAGCAAUGCAUGCACAGAAAGCACUGAUUUAAAAGACACGAUCCACAAACAAGAUCCAUGUAUUGGUCAAACCAUCGACAAAGAGAUCCUUGGCAGAGAACUACUUUCCUCCGGUGAAAACUCAUUUGAUGAUGAGCUUCCUGAUCAAGACAAUUCAGAAGAAAUAAUCAAAACAAGUGCAGCUCUUUUCCAGAAUAACCCAUUCAUCCCAAACAACAUAGAAAAAGAGCAUACUUUAGUGCACGUAUCAAGAAGCCCAGGAGUAGACAGCCAGGUAGAUCAGAACUAUCAGACGGCUAAUGUUAAGAACAGAGCCCAUGUGUUUGAGUCAAUGCCAUUUCACAAAAUUAGACAACAGAACCAAGAUGAAAUUGAAACAAUGGUUGAGAACAUUAAGGAAAUAUUGGAUUCCCUUUAUUCUUUUAAUGUCAUCCACUUAGGAGGCUCAAUCAUUGAGGUAAAUGAGACAAUGUUAGCUAAGAAGGCCAAAUUUACAGUAACAGAUAACGGGCCUGAGAUAAGUUACGAUGAGGUGGCUGAAGGUGGUGCACAAAACUUUAUACUCCAGUUGCUACCAAGGGCAAACCUAAAGCCACAGAUCACCUACCUAAAAGAGGGUAGUGAUAGAAAUAUAGCAACCAUAGUGGUGAAUGUACCAAUUUACCAUCAUCAGUCCACUUCCUAUCAAGACACAGAGUUCAAAACUGCCAAUGUGGUCCAGGUUGUUGAGGACAUUCUCAAUCAAGAUAACUCUCUGAGGAAAGGGGUGAUAUUCCAAGAGGAUAGAGACAGGUGUGCUGAAGUCAUCGUCUAUUCCCUCUACAAGUAUUUCGAUCCAGAAGACGUUAAAACUUACAGUCCACCACAUGAAGCAGGGCAGGACACUCAAGUGACAGAAAGAGGAGAAGAAAACAGAAUAGACAAUCAAGAACCAAGUACAGGCUUUGUUGAAUCAAGGAUAAGCUCCCUUCUGCACACUUCUCAUGACCACACUUGCCAAGGAUCAAACAGACCCGAGAUUGAAGUCAAGGGAAACGUGAAACUUUUUAAGAGUUGCAUUGAAAAGGGAGAUUUGGAGUAUUUGAGAACUCUUCAGGCUGAGACAUUCGAAGAUGAGGGAGUUCCUCCAAGUCAGCAAGGAAUGGAGCUUUAUCAUGAAGAAAGAGAUGGUCCGGCAGUGGAAGGUACACCAGAAUGGAUCCCAGUGGAUGUAAAGAGACUAAAAACUAUGUUCUCUGGAGAUGGAAGACCAGUCCAACCAAAGCAAAGUAAAUAUUUAUAUGAGAGUCAUGCUCAAGCUACCACCAUUGUGCCAAAUGUGCCAGUUGAUAACAGCAAGUGCUCUGCAGAAAGCAAAACUGGGGCAAUCGCCCAAAGCCAGCUAAAGAGUACCUUCAAGGAGAGGGAUGUCCAAGUACAAAGAGAAGCAUGUGGUGUCCCAGUAGCACCACAGGGUUCAUACCUACACCUUGAGACACAGGACAUGGUCCACCAGGCUGAAUUAGUAGAGGUGGUAGAUGACAAUGACGAGAUCUCUGACCUCCAAGCUGCGAUACUUAGCCUCCAGCAGGCAACAAAAGAAGCCAAGUCUUUGCAAGAUAAACAUGAAUUCCUCAAUCAAGAAUCUAAGGAACCUGAUGUCUCAUCUGGAAAUGUCAAAGAAAGACAGAAAGAGAAGCCAAGCCCUGAGUUACAGUUCCCUGAGCUUCCAUCAUCUAUCAGCCUCUCCUCAGAAGACAAAUCAGAGAUCCUCCAUGAGAAUACGGAGAUAUGCCAAAAAGACAGUAACCCUAAAGGGAAACAAUCAACUGUGGGUCAAGAAAGGGAAGAGGUAGUCCAGGAGCAAUUCCUCGAAGCUGCCAUUAUGUCCAGCUAUAGUUCAGCAACAGCAUCUGAACAGCAAGAUGAUGAGGAAGUUGUUCUUCAAGGUAAACUCAAAGCAGCAUUGGAAUCCCUGGAGAGAUCCAACAUUAAUGUCACUAGAGGAGAUUUCAGAGCAGCUAUGAUAUACAGAAAUGCAUCCAAACCUCAAGCGCAAUCAGGGAACUUCCUUGUGACUGAUAUUAAACCAGCUCAAGAGGAAGUGUGCAAAAGACCGAUGGCAACUGAAAAUUUGCAGCUCCCAAACCAAUGUGAAAGCCCAAAUAAACCAACUACAAGUCAAGCCUUAGAAAAAAGCAGACGACCUACUGGUCCAAAACCAAUAAUCCCGCCAAAACCUGAGCAUUUGAAAUUGAAGCAAAGAUGUGUUCAAUCCUCCACCCCUGUAGAUCUAGAGACAACCCCAGCCAAUACCACAGAGCCCAGAGAAACAGAACAUCAACCAUUAGGAGUUACACCAACUUCACACAAAAAUGAACAUCAGAUGUCUCAGGAAAAUGAAGCAAAGAUUCAAACUGAAGGCUCAGUCAUUGCCUUGACAAAGGAUAACACCAAAAAGAUUAUCAUUAGUCAACAGCAGGGAGAUGGGAAAGGCCCUGAGGAUUUGCCAAAUAAAGAGGGAAUGAGUGAAACUGAUGAAAGUCAUGUAGAUUUCCAUGAAGCAUGUAGGAAAUUUGAAAGCAAAAAGGAAAUUAGAGUCAAGAGGGCUCCUGUAAAGCCCAAAAGGGUCAAAAUUGCCAAGCAAAACCCAAAAGAAAUGCCCAUUAUCUUACCUGUAGUUGAAGAAGCACAACAAAACAGAACAGGUCCACUAGACAAUAAUCCAAACUCCUGUGGACAAACUUCUGACACAAAAGAUGAUCUUGAAAAACAAAUGGAACAAGAGAGCAAAGUUGAAAUGAGAUUAAAGAAAGGUCGGACCGAGACAGAGGAUGAACGCAGGCAGCGGUUGUCAGUCCACAUGGAUGAGAUCAUGAGAGGCAACAUAACAGCGGCCAUGGAGAUUUUUGACAACUUGCGGAAACAUGAGGAAUUAAAGAGCAUCCUGUGCCGGGUUGAAGAAAUUGAACAGGACACGAGUGAGGUUGAUGUGAGGGCUCUGAGAAGAGUUUUCGAGAACGUCCCUGACUGGGUUGUUUGCACUGAGAAAAAGAAACUACAAAAGGAGAAGGUAGAAAACAAAGAAGAAAGGUUUCCACCGUCAAGAGACAACACCGAGAGUAAGUCGUCAAUGGCUCAUGUUUUUGGAGAUCUUGAGCGAGCCAGCGAGGAAAUCAUUAAUCUUAAAGAGCAGACUUUAGCCAGACUAAUGGACAUUGAAGAAACCAUAAAGAAGGCUCUUUAUUCUGUCUCAACCUUGAAAUCAGACUCUGAUAUUGCUGGUUUAUCAAGCUUGUUCAAAGAGUCAUUAGGGACGGUGCAAGGAUCCCCUUCUUCUGGUAAUAUUAGAAAGUUAAGCAUUGGUUCAAGCAGGACAAAACCACAGCCAAGACAGGGGGACCCAGCCAAAUCAGGUUUGCCAGUUCACCAAAAUUCAGGUCUGACAGGAAUCCCCGCAAAACAGCAAACAAGUCCCCCAUCUUCACCUGCCUUCAUCUCAAUCCAGUCAACUGCCAGAAAGACGGAUACAAGGGAGUUAGCGCUACAGGAUACCACAAUCUGCCCGACGUGUCAGCACAGCUCAAAGACAGAGGAGAAAUUCCGGACCACAAAAACUUUGACGUGCAACAGCCCCGCACAGAACAGAAAAAGAGACCCCAGAAAAGGAGGGACUAAACAAUUGUCCUAUGACCACCGAAAUCCAAAACGGGAGAUCUGUGUGCAGACUGAUCGUGAAGGGAAUGGUAUUAUGGGAACCAAAACAAUCACUGAGAAUUAUGAGAGGACUGAUAACUUUGGAAACAGGUUUUAUUCCUCUAAAACAUCCACUGUGGUCACCACUCAGCCAGAAACGACAACAUCCACAGGUCUCACUGUGGCAACUCCAGCCACAUGUCAGGUCACAACAUAUCCUGAAGUUCGUCUACCAAUCAAUCAGAAACCUUAAAUCCUUCAAUUUGGUACCAACCGGUUAAGAGUGGCAGUGAUUUUUGCAUUCUUUAUUACAGUGUUGUUUGCUACAUGAUUGUAUUUGCAAUUAUAUGAUAAUGUUGGUUCUUAUUGUUUGUUUUUAAAGAGGUUAUUAGUGUUUUUACAUUUUUCAUUUAUGUUUGAAGUUUUAGUCAUUUUUCAUUCUCUUAAACUGUCUUUUCUAUUAGCAAAUUAAACUGAAUUUAAAAAUGUGGUCUUCCUUCAUGAUUUUGUUUUUGCUGUCAAUCACUAUUUACUGUAGAGGAAAUAAGACAAUUUUUAUUUUU